ACUACACGUGUGAUUGUUUUCUGAAAUUUACGAAUUUUUCCGUAAAUAAAACACAAUUUAAGCUAACUAACAUGAGUUCAGACGAGUCCAGCGAUGGCAUGGAGGAGCUUAAGGAACUUAUGGCUCUAUAUGGCCAUGAAAAAGAAGAAAAGGAAGGCGCCAAGAAACCCUAUGUUCCGAAAGCCUCGCAGGCAAAGGCAUUGAACUAUAUGGAGGUGCCGAUGGAAAAGGUGAUCCUGGGCGACAAGCAGAGGUUUCUUUCAAACCUGGCCAAAUCCGUAGGUGCUAAGUGGAGUCACAGCGAUGAAGAUGAGGAGAAGGAUCAGUCAGCUGGCCAAGAUAAAGCCGGAAACAAAAGGAAACCCGCCUGGUCGGAUUCUGAUGAUGAAGACCUCAAAGUGGGUGACGUCAAAAAGCAAACCAAGCACACAGGGCCUCUGAACCACUUGCGCAAGGACAAAUCCUAUAAGGAGUACCUCACAGCACGAUUCCAGCGAACUCUGAAUCAGCCGAAAUGGGCUGAGAAGAAAGCGAAGAACUCUGAGGAUGAAUAUGCCUCCUCCGAGGAAGAACUCCUUCAAACCGUGGGCUUCAUCGAUCACAAGGCUAAGCGGUUGGACCUGUUACCCAAAACGCUUGCCUUUAAACGUGUAAAGGACUUGAAUCGAUCAACCUACUCCGAAGGCGUGCCCAGCAGCGUCCAGUUCCAUCCCACAAGCACGGCUGCCCUGGUUUCGGGUGCGAACAGCGUGGCAACCAUCUACACUGUGGACGGGCAGAAAAACGAGAAGCUACACAGCAUGCGCUUCAAGAAGUUCCCACUCAUCUGUACCCGGAUUGCACCCUGUGGCACCAAGGCGUUUUUCGGCUCCGUCCGAAAGUUCUACUUCUCUUACGAUCUUCUGGAGGCGACCGAAUUAAAGCUUACGCUGCCAGGCGAUAUGGAAACCAUGCACAGUUUCGAGGUGUCUCCAUGUGGAAAGUUCAUUAUCGCCGCUGGAAAGUUUGGAGCGAUUCACUUGCUGACCGCGAACACCAACGAACUACUGCACAGCUUCAAACAGGAGGGCGGCGUGCGCGGAUUAUGCUGGACAAGUGACUCGAAGAGGGUUCUGGUGGUCGGCGCUAGCACUAAUGUGAAUGUGCUAAGCUUGCGGCAGAAUGUGAUCGAACACAGUUUCCUCGACGAUGGCUGCAUCCACGGACAAGUCGUCCGACUUUCGCCCAACCAACGGCUUUUGGCCACCGGCAGCGACGAGGGCGUCGUUAAUGUCUACGAUUAUGAAUGUGUUUACACCUCAAGCGCACCUCAGCCGGAGAAGAGCUUCCUGAACCUAAGAACAGGCAUCAAGGAUCUGCAGUUCAAUCACACCUCGGAGUUACUAGCCAUGUCUUCCAACAAGGCCCCGAAUUGUGUAAAAUUGGCCCAUUUCCCCAGUGCCACCGUGUACUCCAACUUCCCCAGCCAGAACGACAGCGUGGGCUUUGUCACCUCCAUGUCCUUUUCGCCGCACAGCAGCUUCUUGGCCUUUGCUACAAAAUAUAAAUACGUGCCGCUCUUUAGGCUUAAAUACUUCAAGAACUAUUAGCUUUUAAUCCGGAGAUGUGUACAUUUUAUAAAAGUUG
Drosophila bipectinata is the source of this 1626-nucleotide messenger RNA. RefSeq names its product U3 small nucleolar RNA-associated protein 18 homolog wicked (gene wcd). Gene Ontology annotation, biological process: rRNA processing. Gene Ontology annotation, molecular function: protein binding. Gene Ontology annotation, cellular component: small-subunit processome; Pwp2p-containing subcomplex of 90S preribosome. Lineage: Eukaryota; Metazoa; Arthropoda; Insecta; Diptera; Drosophilidae. The record is from RefSeq and is a predicted model, not a curated record.